Messenger RNA from Drosophila rhopaloa, 1233 nucleotides. RefSeq names its product protein THEM6. The transcript is spliced from 4 exons. NCBI's taxonomy places the organism in Eukaryota, Metazoa, Arthropoda, Insecta, Diptera, Drosophilidae. The coding region runs from base 76 to 858 and encodes 260 amino acids. The record is from RefSeq and is a predicted model, not a curated record.
UGUUGUCGCUGCGCGCCUCCCGCUCCACAGACCACGCACCACGCCCCCCAGCCGCCUAUCCGCCCACCCAGCAGCAUGGAGCAGCUGUGCUACCUGGCGCUGAGCGUCCUGCUGGCCAUCGUCGUGCUCUACGGACUCCUGGAGCUCCACUACUUCCUGCGCAUGUGCCUCUGUGUUCUGCUCGCGCGCUUCGUCAAGAGGCGCUGCCACAUCCUGGACGCCACCACGGUGAACGGACUCUGCCUCACCAACGAUGUGGACACAUUGUUGUAUCACAUGAACAACGCUCGCUAUUUCCGCGAGCUGGACUUCGCCCGCGUGGACUUUUACGAGCGGACCAAUCUGUACCGCACCAUCACGGGAAUGGGCGGUUCCGUUUUCCAGGGGGCGGCCACCAUCCGCUACCGCCGCUUUAUCCGCCCCUUCCACCGGUUCAACAUAGUCUCGCGGAUAAUUUACUGGGAUGAGCAGUCGCUGUUCAUGGAGCACCGUUUCGUGCGUCCGUCGGACAAGUUCGUGCACUGCAUCGCGAUUUGCCGCCAACGGGUGAUCGACGUGUCCAUGGAGGCGGUGAUGGCGGAACUCCUGCCCAGGACCUCCUCCAACGGAUUCCGGGCGACGUCGUCGCCUUCGCUGGCAGCGCCAUCGGCGGCGGCGGCGGUGGGUGGGAUCAGCAAUCCGGCGAUGGACACUUCGCUGGCGGAGAACGGACAUGGUUCGACCGGAGGGGCGACGGGUGCCACGCCCACAACUGCGACGGCGCACUGCCUCAAGUUGAAGCCCUCCUUGCCGCCGGAGUUGUCCAAGUGGAUCGAGUACAACGACAUGUCCAGCAAGAAUCUGCGGAGCGGCUGCUGACUGGAAUCGUUGGAAUCGCCGGAAGCGGAAGUGGAAGCGGAUGCGCGACCGGAAACGGAACCUCAACCGGAAACUCCCAUUAACCCAUUUUUUUUCUCUCGCGUGCUUGUGUGUGUGUGUGCGUGCUAAUGUAUGCUAAUGUUUAAUGUAUAAGUGUUCCCGUGGAAUGUGUAAAUUGUAAGCUAUGUAAGUGUCUGAAAAACAAAAAAAAACCCGCCCUCUUUUGGCCUUAACUAAUGUAUUGUAUAAUUACCCAGAGAUCAGCCACGCCCCUCAAGAAAAAAAAAAACAAACCCCCUGGUAGUCCACAGUGUGUAAGUUACGAUGUACAAUGAUUGUUUAGUAAAAUGAACAAGAUAAUGUAAAAAGAUUUAA